AUGACUAUGGUCAUGAUGGUCGACAUGAUAAUGGUUAUAGUGGUCAACAUGACCAUGGUCAUGGUUGAUCAUGGUGGACAUGAUGGUCAAUAUGAUCACGGUCAUGGUCAUGAUGGUCCCCAUGAUCAUAGUAUUUAUAGUCACCAUGAUCAUGGUCGUAAAGGUCAUUAUGAUCUUGGUCAUGGAGGUCACCAUGAUCAUGCACAAAAUGGUCAUUAUUGUCAUGGUCAUAAUGGUACGGGUUGUGACCAUAAUCAUGCUCAUAAUGGUCAUUAUUAUCAUGGUCAUGAUGGUCAUGCCGGUCACUAUGAUUUUGGUCAUGAUGGUCACCAUGAUCAUGUUCAGGGAAAGCGCUACGGCAUAAAACCCUUUGAAGAAUACAAUGAAAGAUUGAGAAUGUUAAGAUAA
Messenger RNA from Microplitis mediator, 408 nucleotides. RefSeq names its product urease accessory protein UreE-like. The coding region runs from base 1 to 408 and encodes 135 amino acids. The transcript is spliced from 3 exons. The record is from RefSeq and is a predicted model, not a curated record. Lineage: Eukaryota; Metazoa; Arthropoda; Insecta; Hymenoptera; Braconidae.